This is a messenger RNA of Panicum virgatum (switchgrass), 1360 nucleotides long. RefSeq names its product pollen-specific leucine-rich repeat extensin-like protein 2. NCBI's taxonomy places the organism in Eukaryota, Viridiplantae, Streptophyta, Magnoliopsida, Poales, Poaceae. The record is from RefSeq and is a predicted model, not a curated record. Bases 1 to 774 code for a protein of 257 amino acids. The transcript has 4 exons.
AUGGCGAGCAGGGAGAAGAAGGCCACUGCACGGAAGAGGAUUGCUUCUUCUCCAAGAGAUCCAACCAUGGCACCGCCGCCACCUGCUGCUGCGUCGCCCCCAACUACCAUGGCGCCGCCGCCACCACCUACUGCUGUGUCGCCCCCAACUACCAUGGCGCCGCCGCCACCACAAGCUGCCGCGCCCCCACCAUUCCCAUGUGGGGAUCCAUGUAGGUCAAGCCACAUCUGCGAAUCCAUGAAUGUGGGCCUCCUACCAGUACCAGGUGGUUAUGUAAACUUGCUGCAACAACCACAUUUUCCCACACCGUCGCAGUCAUUUGGUGAAAAUACCCAUUUUGCUGAUUUUACAAAUAGCUACAGCCCACCAUCUCCAGCAACAACACCAACUAAUAAUACAAGCAAGACUCCAAAUGGGAGCAUUGACAUUGAAGAUGAUGAUAGUGCCGAGGCAAAUAAUACAGUGAAGAAAAGAUAUUGGUCACAUAAUGAGGAAGUUGCACUGGCAAAUGCUUGGCUGAACAUAUCUAAAGACCCUAUUCAUGGGAAUGACAAGAAGGGUGAUUCAUUUUGGAAACAAAUUACAGAAGAGUACAAUAGGAACAUGCCAGAUCGUAGGAGGGAUACUAACCAACUUAAGGUCCACUGGUCAAGGUUAAGCAAAACAAUUAAUGAAUUCAAUGGAUAUUGGGUUUCAAUUUCUAGAAUGAAUAAGAGUGGAUACUCUGAUGACCAACUCAUGGAUGCCACACAACAGAUGUAUCAGAAAAAAUAGCAAGCCUUUCUCAUUGGUUCAUUGGUGGAGGAUUCUAAAAAAUGAACCCAAAUGGUGCUCACAUGUUGCUCAGUUGGAGAAAGAGAAAAGCAAGACCAUACAUAUUGAUAUCGGUGAUGACAAAGAAGAACGUCCUAUGGGCAGAGGAGUGGCAAAGGAACAUCGCAAAGGUAAGCGUAAGGUAGAGCAUGUGAUGGAUGGCAUCGUCAUCCUUGGAGAGAACAUAAACAAGAUAGUUGAAGUCACUCAAGAGCGUAGAAAGGAACGUGAAAAAGUCACACAGGACCAGCUCGAGAUCUCAAGAGCUGCAUUGGAUGUUGCAAAACAGCAAAAGGAAGCUAAGUUUCUAGAAGCUUAUGCUGCUCUGCUGGUUCAAGAUACCACCCAUAUGUCUGAAGAAGCAAAGGCUAGCCGCGAGAAGACAUUGAUACUGAUGCAAAACAAGAUGGCUGCCGACUUUGUACAGAAUUGAGGUUAGUGUGGCUAUUCUUAUUGAUUUUGCUCAAACUGUUACAGCUUUGGAAUCCCUUUUUAUUUUGCUCAUACUGUUACAGCUUUGGAAGCAUCAGUCCCAGUGAGAGAGGAG